Capra hircus (goat) is the source of this 5042-nucleotide messenger RNA. RefSeq names its product leucine rich repeats and IQ motif containing 1 (gene LRRIQ1). Lineage: Eukaryota; Metazoa; Chordata; Mammalia; Artiodactyla; Bovidae. The record is from RefSeq and is a predicted model, not a curated record. The transcript has 26 exons. The coding region runs from base 36 to 5042 and encodes 1668 amino acids. Gene Ontology annotation, molecular function: protein binding.
UUCCAACCUUGCUGGAGGGUUCAGCCGCUGCUGGGAUGAUGGAAGGCAACGAUGAUGAUGAUAUAAAGCUCAGAGAAGAAAUAGAGGCUGAAUUGGAUAAAAUCAGCAUUUCUUCCUUGGAAAAAUAUGAUUUUGAUAGCGAUUCAAAAUCAGAAACCCAGAGUGAUAAUAGUGAUACAGAUUCGGAUGAGUUACCUGAGUCGGUUCUUCACUGUAUCAACAUCAUAAAGAAUAAGAGUAAAACUGCUGAAGAGCUCAUUCUUCAGGACUUGGAGGAUGCUGAUGCUGUAAGCUGUGAUUAUGGAGGAGUUUCUAAUAAUCAUAUACAUUUAAGGAUAGAAUUACCAACUGAGUGUAAAGAAAAUCCAGAACAGUUAAUAAAGAUGUUAUCUGAAAUAGAAAAAGAAGAAUUUCUAAGAAGUAAAACUCAUCGUGGCAGUCCUGAUUUGGUUCUGGAGUCUGAUCUUUGUGAUUUGCCGGUGGAUGAACAUGUUUUGCCAGAUGAUGCUGAAAUAAAUUUUGGAUACUGUGAAGUGGAAGAAAGAUGUCGGCAGUCCUUUGAGGCUUGGCAAGACAAACAGAAAGAACUAGAAGACGAAGAGAAAGAAACUCUCAAAGUUCAGAGGGAUAGAGAAGAAAAGCAGUUUCAAGAAGAAGAAGAAAAAAGACAUUGUUGGAUGAAACAAUUUGAAGUUGAAAAGAAGAAAUUAGAGAAUAUUCGGAAGCAAGAACAGGACAAGAUGAAUGAUGAACUUCAUAAAGAGGAGAAAAUAUGGAAGGAGAGAUUUAAACAGCAUGAGGAAUUUAUUAGAAACUUACAUUUACAAAUGGAAGAAGAAAGAACAAAAUUUAAAGACCUUCAGGAAAAAGAAAAAAUGCGUUUGUCAAAACUGCAGCAUAAUGCAGCUGUAAAAAUUCAAGCUAAAUAUAAAGCAUUUGUGGCCUACCAAAAAUAUGGCCCAAUCAUAAAGGAACAAAUAGAAAGUAAGAAAAAGAAAGCACAAGAGUGGAAGGAAAAGGAAGCAAAAAUACGACAGAUAGAAGAAGAAAAACGGAAAAGACUAGAGGAGAAACAAAGAAGAGAAGAAGAGAUAGAAAAGCAGAUGCAAGAGGGAAGGAAAAGGAGAGAAGAAGAAUAUAUAGGAAAAAAGAACAUCCUGAGACAAGAAAGGGAGCAGCUACUAAAGAUGGAAAAAUUGAUAUUGGGAGAAGCUACAAGAAAACAGCUGAUAAUAAGUAGAGCAUUAAAGAAGGGAGAAUAUAAUGCCAAACGUUUAUCUACUGAGGAUACAUCAAAGAAUAAGGAUGCUGGAGCCAAAAGGCUAGGGGAUGGAAAGUUAAAAAUGUGGGAAGAUGCUUCCCCUUGGUUAGCUGAAGAGUCAGAUAAGAGAAAAAAUGUAGAUAGAGAGCUUGUAUUGAAAGAAUCAGUACAAGUGCAAUUAAAAGAAUCUAUGUCAAGCCAAGCAAUUUUGGCUGUAUUUAAAGUGGAAGAAAAAAAUGAAAACCUAGCAGUACAAUGUUCAGAAGAAUUGGUCAAGCAAAAAAGGAAUUAUGAAAACAGAGAUCAAAAAAAUCAAUUGGAAAACCUGCAUCUAAAAGAAAAUGUCAAAGAACAGUUUCAGUUGCAAGAAUUACAGUCUCAAGUACAAAAAGAGGAAAUCUUGAAACCUUCCAUAAAUGAGACUAUGAGACAAGAAACCCAAAUAAUAUUAGGAAAUAAUCAAGAAAUUGAUGAAGUAAAAGACAAUGAAUCACAGAAAACAAUUGAUGAUAACCAACAUAAUAAGAUGCAAAAAGUAGAAAAAAAAAUAUCAGGACAGUUAGGAACAUUAUAUGAAGAAAAUAACAUAAAGGAAAUUUUGGUGAUACCAAUGAAACAAAAACCAGUACCACUGAAAUUAGAAAAAUCUGAAGAUAGAGGGGAAAAUACAUUACUACAAGAAGAAGAAAUUGAUUUAAAAUCUAAAGAAGCAGAGGAGAACCCAAAAGGCAGUGCUCUGAACAGUGACUUGGUUUUUAACACUAAUGAUGCUGUAAUCAAUGUAGAAGGCAAAAUAAACAAGCAAAAUUAUAUUGUAGAUGCUCCUUGUGAAGAUUUGGGUGGCUAUAAUGCAAAGAACUAUUUGGUUUUUAAAGAAGUAAACUCUCUUAAGUCUCAGAUUCAAGAAAUUCCAGAAGAAUGUCAUGAAAACACAGCUGAAUGUGAAAAUACAGUGGCCUGCUCUAUAGAGCCAACACUUCUAUCUUCUAUUGAAGAAAAGAGGCUAGCUUGGAUAACAUCAUUUAAACCCUGGUGUGAAAUUUUCAAGCAAAAUCAACAGAAGAAAAUUGUUAGAAGAAGGAGACUUAUAAAAUGCCCAGUCAACACGAUGCCCCCUUUGAAUACACUAGAAAUUCUUCGAUGUGGCCCUUGGGAUACUUUACAGCAGGUUGCAACAAUAACAUUUCAAGACUUGCCAGGCUGUAGUCUCUCCACACUGGCAGAGUGUCCAAAUCUUCAGUUUCUAUCUCUUCGGCGCUGUGGAUUAACUUCCUUGCACAGUCUAAGUAACUGCAAAAAACUGAAGUACAUUGAUGCACAGGAAAACCAUAUUGAAACUAUCAACUGUGAAAAUUUGGAAAAUCUCUGCAUCGUUCUUCUUAAUAAAAAUCAGUUGACUUCUCUUCAUGGUUUGGAUGGCUGCACUAAUAUCCAAAGUCUUGAACUUUCAUAUAAUAAAAUCACUCGAAUUGGUGGCUUAGAAUCAUUGAAAAAUCUUCAGCAACUGAUCGUGGACCAUAAUCAGUUAAUUAGUACAACAGGUCUUUGUGAUACACCUACCCUUAUAUACCUGGAUUGUUCACAUAAUCACCUUACUGAAGUUGAGGGCAUUGAAAACUGUGGAUUGCUCCAAAUACUGAAGUUACAGGGAAAUUAUCUAAGUCAGCUUCCAUUCUUGGGGAAUCACGUUCUUCUCAGAGAAUUGCACUUGGAUGAUAACAGCAUUUCAACUGUGGAAACAUUUUCUUCAUACUGGCUGCCUUUACUGCAAAUCCUGACUAUCUCUCAAAACAGCCUGACAAAAAUCGUACCACUUUUUCAUUUUGUUUCUUUGGAAAAACUGGAUGUCAGCAACAAUUGUCUUUCUGAUCUUACAAGUGCCAUAAAGUGGUUUGGUGCAUGCUUUUCUCUCCAUGAAUUGUCUCUCACUGGAAACCCACUUCUUCAAGAAAUAAACUGGAGGCAUUCUCUACUUAAGAUAUUACCUGCUCUAAGAAUCCUCAAUGGUGAAAUGCUAACCUCUUGUUCAAAAAGUCACACUGAAGAACACUAUCAGCUAGAAUUAGAGCAUUUCCUGGAACAUUGUCAGUCCCAAAUUAGAGAAUUUAACUUACUAUGUGAAAAAUAUAUUACUGGAGACAGAAAUAUAUUCACCUUGGAUGUUGCACAAAAUCUCUGCUAUUAUUUUAAGAAAUUGAUGACACUUAGUAAUGAAUGUCGAUGUGUACAUGAACAUGGGGAUGUAAGUAUCACCAGGAGAGGUGAAUUAGAAGCCCAGCAAAAUCAUUUGCCCCCUACACACAGUGACAGCAUACAGCAAAAUAGAGUUCUUUACUCUUUUGCAAAUGAAUAUAAACUGAACUUACCAGAUAUUUCUGAGAAAUGGAUGGACUCUGGCCCUAGUCAUUCCUCAUCAACCAACCCCUCCUUAUGUGAAGAUACUAAAGAAAGAAAUCAGGGGGAAAUAGUAGACCAGAAAAGAGAAGACAGCAAGACAAGCAGUUUCCCCAGCAAAAGAAUACCGUUCGUUGAAACAGUAAGGACAAGGUUUCUACUGGAGAACUGCCAGAAUACCGAACAUCACGAAAAAAUUAUGGCAGCUAUGGUAAUCCAGGCAUACUGGCGUGGUUGCAUCGUGCGCAGGCAGAUUCAUUUCCCUGCAAAGCUACACACUGCUACAAUAGGACCCCUGACAUCCCAGCCAAAUGCUUGCAUCGAAAACCAAACAAUUUUAAAGAAAGAAAAAAUUAAAAAUACUGUGAAUAUCCAAGAACAGAAGGAGAAGGCUGCUAUUCUUAUUCAGGCAGUUUGGAAGGGCUUUAUUUUGCGAAAGAAACUGACAGCAGCUCUAGAGGCUAUUAAGAAUGAAGAAUCUGAAGAAGAAUAUGAAGAAAUAGAUUUAGAAGAUUUUACAUUUGAUGAAGCUGCCUUAGAGAAGGAAUGGCUUGCUUUAGAUUCCGCCCGCUUCCCUUCACAAACACUGCUUCUUCCAAACCAGCUGCACUGGCCAAAGUUCUCUGGAAUCUUAAAAUAUGAUGAUACUUCACUUAAUUUACCAAGUCAUCCAGCUCAAGCAUGGCUAUGUAAUGAGAAAGAAAAUUUGCUUUCAUCAGAACACACACAAUUUAAUAGUAGAUCAGAAAAUAGAACUUUAUCCAAACCACCUGAAGCAAAGACCAGCAGAAAGAGUCUGCUAAAGUCUGAAAAAGAAGAAAAAAUUUCAGAAGAAUGGGGUUUUAAGGAUAUUUCUACUGCUCAGCAGAUGCUGAAGAGAGCACAGAAAAUGAAAUCAAAGAAAUUAAGGAAAAAAUUAGAUCCCACUGUGCGCCUAGCAUUAUUCAAAAACAAUGAAAAUAAAGUUUCUGUUACAAAACCACCAGAGAAAGCACAGCCCCAAAGAGACGGUUUCUUUGAAGAUAAUGAAGAAGAAUUUAUGUGUAAGGAUACCACUGCAAGUGAAAAAUUAGAAAGGAAUAAAGAAUAUACAUACCAAUGGCUUCAUACACAGGUUGGGGUUCUUGAAACGACUGGCUCCAGAAAUAUGAAAUGCAAUCACUUCUUGCCUGAGUUAGAUCCAGACGUACUUAACGGUGGAAGAGUUCAGCUUGUGGCAAGACUUGUAAGCAGAGAAGACACGGAUUUAGACCUUUUUUCCAUGACCAGUGGAAGUGCUUUGUCUGUGAAGAGAGAAAAAAACAUUCAGGCACACAGACACUCAGCGGGAUCUUCAAGUAAGUUGUGGUUUCCUUCAGAAUUAAUUUCAAAAUCACAAAUGAAUUGA